Molecule: messenger RNA, 1998 nt
Organism: Schizophyllum commune H4-8
Lineage: Eukaryota; Fungi; Basidiomycota; Agaricomycetes; Agaricales; Schizophyllaceae
Exons: 2
Coding region: 118-1821 (567 amino acids)
Source: RefSeq, a predicted model, not a curated record
UUUCACGUCACCAAGAACAUCGCCCUUCCUAUAUUGCGGUUCUCUGCUAUUCUCGCAAGGCUCAUCUCCUGGUGCUCGGACACACACAACGCUAUUACGACGCAUUUCUACGCCAACAUGUCCUAUCCUUCCGGAGACAACGCGCCACACGCGACAGAUGAUAUAGGACAUGUUCCAGAAGCCGCAGGAGGAGACCAUGACAACACCACCACGAACGAUGGUCCUUCAGAGUCUUCCGUCGAUGUGCCACAUAUUCCGAUCGUGCUUUCCCAACAAACAGCUUUGUUGAACCUCAUUAUCCAGAACACCCUAUUGUCACUUGACGGCGACACUCUCAAUGUGCCCUUCGGAACACCGCACGGCCGUCAACAUCAUCGUAUGCCGUCAACACACUCUAUCCUUUCAAUAGGUCCGCGGUGGCUGCCUUGUCUUUCUUGGACAAUGCCAUAUUUGGCCUCGACACCCCCUCAGCUUGUGGAGGGCAAAUCGUACGAAACUACUAUCAACCGGCUUCCUCCAGAGGUUCUAUCCCUGAUAUUCGUAGCAGCUACUCCUGCCGAGCCGACAAUCUACUGGCGAUACAUGCCACUGGUCGUCAGUUGGGUGUGCAGCUACUGGAGACAGGUGGCCAUAAACGCUCCUGAGCUCUGGAAGUACUUAAACCUCGUCUCCUGCUCCGAUUACCAUGCACACCGCCAUUGGGACUUGGAACGCAUGUUCAUGCGGAGGUCAAAGUACGCCGGGAUCAAUAUCUCCUACGCGGACGAAUUUACCUUCUUGUUGGCACACGUUGACGACCCCGCCGAGCAGAGAUGCCUUUGCGCGCCCGACUUUGUCAUGGCCAACAUUUCGGAGAUCCGCGAUCUUGACCUGGGCGUGUAUCGCUCGUCGAUCUGCCGAUUGUCAACACUACCACCUGGCGCGGCGACGUGCUUGCGGAACCUGCGCAUCAAAUUCUAUGGGUACGAAGACCGUGCCCAAGCGAAGGCGCUUUCCUCCCUGCUGUUGACUUCGCCACGGCUUCGGAGCUUGUCGUUGACGAGCGACUUCCUUCUUCGCGAGGGCUCGCUCGAUAACCUCAUUCCGUGGCCUCAGCUUGUCCGUGUAGAGCUCGCCAGCUACCCCAUGUCGUUCUAUGCAUUCGCCGAGAUGCUGACGACUGGCGUGCUUUUGGAACAUGUCAGCGUCUGCCUCACACCGGGUAUUCGGCCGCAUGCGCUCGCCAACGUCCGAGUCAGCCAGACGACCGUUGAAAAACUCGACAUCGUCGGAUUCGGACCUCUGGACGAUGUCUUCCGAGCGCUCCAUCUCCCGGCGCUCCGGAACCUCAAGCUGCACAUGCAAUUCAAGCUCGAUGAUGCGAGACUUAGCGAAUGGCCGUGCGCUGAUCCCCGCGUCCUUCGCGACUUCAUCGCGGAUGGUACGACGCCGCUGGACAGCCUCUCCCUCUCUCCGGGCGGCACGAUCAACGAAGACGCCCUCCUCGACAUCAUCGCGCUCCCCAAGAUGGCCAAUCUCACUCACCUCGAAGUGCAGAACGUGUUAUACAUCGGCGACAGACUCUUCGACGCGCUGCUUCCGGGGCGCAAUGGCGCGCCCCUCCUUCCCCGGUUGAAGACGUUGGAGCUGGGGCGGUGUUCCACCAGCGACGGCAUAAUCUCGCAUAUGCUGCGCUGGCGCAUGAAGCACCAGUACCCCUUAACUCGACUGGAAGUCAUGUUCAUGGUUGGAGGAUGCGGACGUGGUAGACAUCAUGGGAAGGAUAUGACCGCGUUCAAGCGCGCGAGGGAUGCGGGGGUUUACGCAAAGGGACAUCGUUGAAUAUUGUGGACUAUAUACCCGUGGUCUUUCUCGGUCAGUCUGCUUCGUUAGCUAUCAUGCUGGCAUAGGAGGCUCAGAGGCUACCAGUACAAGCUAGCCAUGUUCAACUACACUACACUACGCGCCUUUGCGCUCAUAAUCUAGCUAGAGAAGCCCCGUCUUCAGUCCUUUCCUGUG